This is a messenger RNA of Linum tenue, 1007 nucleotides long. Lineage: Eukaryota; Viridiplantae; Streptophyta; Magnoliopsida; Malpighiales; Linaceae. The record is from the annotation of a GenBank genome assembly.
AUGGAAUCUUCUUCUCCGGCACGGAACCCCAAUCACCCUGGAGAAGGAGAUCUGCAGCAGCGGUACCAGAACGUCGUCGUAAUGCGGCACGGCGACCGGAUGGACAACUUCGACGAGAACUGGACCAAGACCGCCGCCAGGCCCUGGGACCCGCCGCUCGUCGACGCCGGCCUCGCCAGGGCCUUCGACACCGGCCGCCACUUACGGGCUAGUCUCGAUUUCCCCAUCCACCGCGUCUUCGUCUCCCCGUUUCUCCGCUGCGUCCAAACCGCCGCGCAGGCUGUGACAGCGCUCUGCUCCGCUGAUUCCUCCUCGAUCCAUUUUCUGAUUACAGGUGGGGGGAACGAUACAAAUACGUUACAGGUGGCCAUUGAGUUUGGAUUGUGCGAGAUGCUGAACACGGAGGCCAUUAAACCCGAAUGCGCUCCUCCAAGCGGAGAUUUUGCCUUCAAUAUCCCGGAGCUGGAGGCAUUGCUACCAGCCGGGACAGUGGAUCACACCGUCAAACGGGUAUAUGAAGAGAUGCCCCAAUGGGGAGAAUCAGUCGCGGCUGCCAGAACUAGAUACACUGAAAUCAUCAAGGCUCUUGCUGAUAAGUACCCUGCUGAAAACUUGCUGCUUGUAUCUCACGGGGAAGGAGUUGGAGUCUCGUUCUCUGCAUUUUCAGUUGAUAAGACUGUUUAUGAAGUACAGUACUGUGGCCAUACCGAGUUAAGGAGGCCGGCCCGAGGGGGAGAGUUUGAGGUGAAGGGAUACAAUGGCAUCCGUUACUGCUCUACAAGGACUUAAAAAAAGAAAAGAAUCAGAACCAACCGGGGCUGCAGAUAGAUAUAUUGGUGCAUUUGAGCUGAGUGACCUCAUCAUCUGGAGUUUCAUUUUUGUGAGCAGGACUAACUCUACUACAGUCGGGUCAGUCUUACCUCACCCAUUUAUAAUUUGCUUGAACUAUGCAAGUUGGACGACAUACUGGGAAAUUGGUGUUUCUUUCUAUUUUCCCUUGUUCAUUU